Messenger RNA from Eucalyptus grandis, 1744 nucleotides. Its product is annotated as disease resistance protein RPV1-like. The transcript is spliced from 3 exons. Gene Ontology annotation, biological process: defense response; signal transduction. Gene Ontology annotation, molecular function: ADP binding. Lineage: Eukaryota; Viridiplantae; Streptophyta; Magnoliopsida; Myrtales; Myrtaceae. The record is from RefSeq and is a predicted model, not a curated record. Bases 340 to 996 code for a protein of 218 amino acids.
CUAAGUGGUGCAAGUCCCUUGUUCUUUCCUCUUCGGCUCUCUACCCUGAGUACCCAGGACGCCAGAGAGUUUACUAGAUUAAGAGCCCAAACUCAGAUCCAAGCACACCCAAAGCAAAGCUUGGCUGAGAGGAAGAAAGGAUUUGGCAUCCGUGGUGUUUGCAGAUCCUGCGAUGGAGGAAGGGACGAGUUCAAAAAAAUCAUCCGGACCUUCGUACGAUGGCCGGGAUCGAGGUCUUCAAGGACAGUGAAUCCCUCCAUGUCGGUGAAAAAAUUGGUGGUGCACUUCUACAAGCAAUUGUGAAUUCCAAGAUCUACGUUUCCAUAUUCUCCACGAAUUAUGCUUCAAGUCAUUGGUGCCUUCGAGAAGCUCAAAUACAUGGUUGAGUGCACCUCAAAAUCGAAUGGGAACAAAGAGAUUUUGCCCAUUUUCUUGGAUGUGGAACCAGAUGAUGUCAAGUUGAAAACAAAUUUGUAUAGAAAAACUCUUUCAAAGUGCCAAAAGAGUGAAGCAAAGUCAUGGGAAAAGGCUCUUAUUGAGGUGGGCAAGAUAAAGGGAUGGAACUUGAACAAAGAUGAAAGCCAAGUAGAUUUGAUCCAAUCGGUAAUUGAAGCUGUUUUGGAUAAGCUGAAUGACAUAUAUAAAAAUGUGACUGAGCAUCUAGUUGGGGUUGAUGAUCGUGUAGAAGCUAUAAUCAAGAUUUUGGAUGUGGAAUCUGAUAGUGUGAAAUUCCUUGCAAUCCAUGGAAUGGGCGGUGUCGGCAAAACAACACUAGCCAAAGUCAUCUUCAACCAAUUGUCUUCUCGGUUCCAAGGCUGCAAUUUCCUUUCGGAUGUUCGAGAGUCAUCAGAACAACAUGGCCUGGUACAUUUGCAAAAGCAAUUGUUAUCCGAGUUCCAUGAUUCUCGUUUUGUGGAUAAAAUUAAAGAAGUUGAUGAUGGAAUCAACAUGAUUAAGAGGGUACUUCAUAAUAAAAAAAUUUCUCAUUGUUCUUGACGAUGUGCAUGAAAAAAGCAACUGAAAAAUUUGGCAAAAAACAUAAAUUGGUUUGGUUCUAGUAGUAGGAUUAUUAUUACCACUAGAUACAAAAGUGUCCUAAUGAUUGACGGAGAAGCAACAGGUGAAGGUCCUAUAAAGUCUGCAAAUGUUUUGACUUAUGAAGUAUAGGAAAUGGAAUUUCAUCAUGCUCUUAAGCUUUUUAGUAAGCAUGCCUUCAGGAGAGACUCUCCGCCCAAUGAUUAUGUCUCCCUUUCAAAAAAAGUUGUCUCCACUUUGGGAAAAAGCUUCCUUUAGCUCUUGAAGUCAUAGGUUGAUCCCUUUUUGGUAGAUCCAAAGAAUUUUGGGUAGACACUCUAAAGAAGCUAGGAAAAGCUCCUCCUGUAGAAGUCCAAAAAACAUUGAGAAUAACUUAUGAAAGGUUAGAUGAUGAUCAAAGGCAAGUAUUUUUGGAUACAGCUUGUUUUUUUGUUAAUGAUAAUAAAACCUAUCAUUGCUACAUGUGGAAUGACUGUGAUUACUGCCCACAUAAUGCCAUUGAAGUCCUUUGUCUCAUGUCCUUGAUAAAAAUCAAAGAUGACAAUACCUUUUGGAUGCAUGACCAAGUGCGAGACCUCGGAAGGGCAAUUGUUCGUGAAGAGAAUUUCAAAGAACCUCACAAGCGUAGCCGAGUGUGGAAUCAUCAGGAAGCCCUGGGCAUUCUGGAGCAUAAAGAGGUAUAGUAAGGGAAUAACAACUUAUUUUCCUA